AGGUCAAAGAUUCUGCAUGGCCCGCUGAGCCGAAGAUAAAGGGGCACCGGACGUGGGGAGACUGCGCAGAAGCCCACAGGUCUGUGCUCCCGGCUCCUAGCCACAGACCCAGGAAGAUGAGGCUCGCCGUCCGCGCCCUGCUGGCCUGCGCGGUCCUGGGGCUGUGUCUGGCUGUCUCCCCUGAGAAAACUGUGAGAUGGUGCACUGUUUCAAAUCAUGAGGCCAGUAAGUGUUCCAGUUUCAUGGAAAAUAUGAAAACUGUCCUUGAAAAUGGUCCUUUUGUCAGCUGUGUGAAGAAAACCUCCUACCUUGAGUGCAUCAAGGCCAUUUCCUCAAAUGAAGCAGAUGCUGUGACACUGGAUGCAGGCUUGGUGUUUGAGGCUGGCCUGAGUCCCUACAACCUAAAGCCUGUAGUGGCAGAGUUCUAUGGGACAGAAGAUGAUAAAAAAACCCAGUAUUAUGCUGUGGCUGUGGUGAAGAAGAGCAGUGACUUCACACUGAAUGAGCUCAAAGGCAAGAAGUCCUGCCACACGGGCCUUGGCAGGUCUGCUGGGUGGAACAUCCCCAUGGGCUUACUUUAUUGGAAGCUGCCUGAGCCACGUGAAUCUCUUCAGAGGGCAGCGUCCAGUUUCUUCGCGGGCAGCUGUGUUCCCUGUGCAGAUCGGACAACCUUCCCCAAUCUGUGUCAACUGUGUGUGGGGAAAGGGAUGGACAAGUGUGCCUGCUCUAACCAUGAACCAUACUUCGGCUACUCAGGUGCCUUCAAGUGUCUGAUGGAUGAUGCUGGGGAAGUGGCCUUUGUCAAGCAUACAACAGUGUUCGAGAACCUGCCAAACAAAGCUGCCUUGGACCAAUACAAGCUGCUCUGCCCAGACAACAUGCAGAGCAUGUCUGUAGAUAAAUAUAGGGACUGCCACCUGGCCCGUGUCCCUUCCCAUGCUGUUGUGGCCCGAAGUGUGGGGGGCAAGGAAGACUUGAUCUGGGAGCUUCUCAACCAGGCCCAGGAACAUUAUGGCAAAGACAAAUCUAAAGUCUUCCAGCUCUUCAGCUCUCCUUUGGGGAAGGACCUGCUGUUUAAGGACUCUGCCGAAGGGUUUUUGAGGAUUCCCCCUAAAAUGGACACGUGGCUGUACCUGGGAUAUGAUUAUGUCACUGCUCUUCGGAAUCUAAGGGAAGAUGUGCGCCCAGAUACCCCAAGGAAUGAAUGCAAGAAGGUGAAAUGGUGUGCAAUAGGUCACCACGAGAGGGUCAAGUGUGAUGAGUGGAGUGUAAACAGUGGAGGGAAAAUAGAGUGUGAAACAGCAGAGUCCACUGAAGACUGUAUCGCCAAGAUCGCGAAAGGAGAGGCUGAUGCCAUGAGCUUGGAUGGAGGCUUCAUCUACAUAGCGGGCCAGUGCGGUCUGGUGCCUGUCCUGGCAGAGAACUACCAAAAUCCAGGCUAUAAUUGUAGCAGCACAGCAGAGGAAGGGUAUAAAGCUGUGGCCGUAGUUAGGGCAUCAGCAGAUGAAACCCUCACCUGGAACAAUCUGCAAGGCAGGAAGUCGUGCCAUACCGCAGUAGAUAGAACCGCAGGCUGGAACAUCCCCAUGGGCCUGCUCUACAGCAGGAUCAACCACUGUGAAUUUGAUAAAUUUUUCAGCGAAGGCUGUGCCCCUGGGUCUCUGCAAAACUCCAGUCUUUGUGCUCUGUGUAUUGGCUCGGAAAAAGUUCCAGGAAAGGAGUGUGUUCCCAAUAACCAUGAGAGAUACUAUGGCUACACAGGGGCUUUCAGGUGUCUGGUGGAGAAGGGAGAAGUGGCCUUUGUGAAAGACCAGACUGUCAUGCAGAACACUGAAGGAAGGAACACUGAAGGUUGGGCUAAGGAUCUGAAGGAAAAUGACUUUCAGCUGCUGUGCCCUGAUGGCAAAAGGAAGCCUGUGGCGGACGCUAAGAACUGUUUCUUAGCCAAGGCCCCUAAUCAUGCUGUGGUCUCACGGAAAGAUAAGGCAUCUUGUGUUAGGCAAACAUUACUUGAGCUGCAGCCUUUGUUUGGAGGAAAUGGAAACGACUGCUCGGGCAAGUUUUGUUUGUUCCACUCAAAAACCAAGGACCUUCUGUUCAGGGAUGACACAAAAUGUUUGGCCGAACUUCCAGACAGCACAACAUAUGAAUCUUACUUAGGAGCAGACUAUGUCAGGGCUGUUGCUAACCUGAGACAAUGCUCCACCUCGACAGUAGUCACCCCAAAGAACUAACACUCCCGUGAUGCUCCGCUUCGGACGCCUGCGCAGAGUCCAAGGCCACGUCACUUUCGCGGCGCUGAACCACGCAUCUCCGCAAUGGCUUCCGUGGAUUCCCGGCGGUUGGCGAAUGGAGGCAGUGUCGCCGGAGCCUUCCAGCCCCACCUAGACUCCUUGCGGCAGGAGCUGCAGCAGGGGGACCCCACACUGCUGUCAGCCGUGGUGGCGCUUCUCGCGGUGCUGCUGACGCUGGUGUUCUGGAAGUUCAUCCGGAGCAGAAGGAGCAGUCAAAGAGCUGUACUUCUUGUUGGCCUGUGUGACUCUGGGAAAACAUUGCUCUUUGUCAGAUUGUUAACUGGCCUUUACAGAGAUACUCAGACUUCUAUCACCGACAGCUCUGCUGUGUACAGAGUCAACAAUACCAGGGCCACUAGCCUGACCUUGAUUGAUCUCCCUGGCCAUGAGAGCUUGAGACUUCAGUUCUUAGAGCGUUUUAAGGCUUCAGCCAGGGCUGUUGUGUUUGUUGUGGACAGUGCAGCCUUCCAGCGAGAGGCGAAAGAUGUGGCAGAGUUUCUGUAUCAAGUCCUCAUUGACAGUAUGAGUCUGAAGAACACACCAUCAUUCUUAAUCGCCUGCAAUAAGCAAGACAUUACAAUGGCAAAAUCCGCAAAGUUAAUUCAACAGCAGCUUGAGAAAGAACUCAACACUUUACGAGUCACCCGUUCCGCUGCCCCCAGCACACUGGACAGUUCCAGCCCUGCCCCUACUCAGCUGGGAAAAAAAGGCAAAGAAUUUGAGUUCUCGCACUUGCCCCUCAAAGUGGAGUUCCUGGAGUGCAGUGCCAAGGGCGGAAGAGGGGACGCUGGCUCCGCCGACAUCCAGGACCUGGAGAAAUGGCUGGCUAAAAUCGCCUGAGGGGUGGGGCCGGAGCUCAGGACAGGAGAGAGAGAGAGAGAGAGAGAGAGAGAGAGAGAGAGAGAGAGAGAGAGAGAGUGUGUGUGUGUGUGUGUGUGUGUGUGUCUGACAGUUUUGGAAAACAGUGUGAUAGCCUGGAGUUGAUAAAGAAGGGGUACAAAAUGUAAUUAGAAACAUUUUCUUGUUCUGGAAACAAAUUGUUGAAAGUAACUUGGAAUUUUGGUUUUUAAGUUUAGUUCUCCCUCAGUGCUUUCUAGUCACUUACCUGCCUCUGUGUCUUCCCUUGGUUAAGGUUUAGGUCGUGGCCCUUUAGCGAAUGCUUGACCUAGGGUGAAGGUCUUUGUGACCAUAACAAGUGGAUCUGCAUAGAGAGGAUAUUAUCAUGAGAGUAUGGUUAUCAUCUGAAAAGUUUCUUAUCCUCUGCUUCUCUGUGUUAGUCCCUUUUCCUGAAAACAAACCUGUCUGUGUAUGGAACCAGUUGAUUCCAUUUGCCCUUGACAUUUGCGGGCAGUCCAUCCUCUAGUCCUUUGUGAAUUGUCAGAGGUGUGGGUGUAGAGUGCAGUCUCCCGACACGCAGAGACAGGUAGGAAACAGCAAGGCUGUGUUGACGGCGGGUCUGUUCUUCAUCAGCUUGGUGACUCGUCCAAACUCCAGCCUCAUAGUACUUAGGUUUCAAAAACAUGCCCUGAACCCCUGGAGUCAUUCCCAGAUGAUAGAACUAUGAAUGCUAAACCCUACAUGCCAGAGGUCUAGUGUGUUCUCGUGGUUUCCCUUAACUGAGGAGUAUAUGAAGAUUUAGAAGUGUUGUGAGUUUUUGGAUGGCUGAGGGCUCCUGGGCUACAUUCCUGUGCUGUUUGACCAGCCCGUUUUGUACUCAGCUAGAAUGUUAUGGAGCGCAUGUGAAUGAAAAAAGUUCUCCAUAGUUUUUUAAAGUGUAUAUUCACUGGUGGUUAAAAGAAAAGUCAGCUUUUUCAAAGUGAUGUUCUUUGUUGUCUUCUUGAAUGUUGGCUCUUUUAUGGCUUUUAUAAAUUAUUCAUGUGUUACUUAGUAAAUAAAACAACCUGUCUGGCUCAAAGCAACCGAA
This is a messenger RNA of Zalophus californianus (California sea lion), 4218 nucleotides long. Its product is annotated as serotransferrin-like. The record is from RefSeq and is a predicted model, not a curated record. Gene Ontology annotation, molecular function: ferric iron binding. NCBI's taxonomy places the organism in Eukaryota, Metazoa, Chordata, Mammalia, Carnivora, Otariidae. Gene Ontology annotation, biological process: iron ion transport; antibacterial humoral response; intracellular iron ion homeostasis. Gene Ontology annotation, cellular component: early endosome; extracellular region; recycling endosome.